AUGAAUGAGUGUAAAAUUAAAUUACCGACGCCUGACAAGAGUCUGAUCACAUUUAAAAAUUAUAAGAAUAAAGAGAAAGUACCGUAUGUAAUUUACGCCGACUGCGAAAGUCUACUUCUUCCCGCCGAUGAAGAUGUAGACAAUUUAAGUAAAACUGAAGUAUUCCAGCGCCACAAAUUGUUAAGCAUCGGCUAUUAUAUAAAAUGUAGUUAUGACGAAACAUUAUGUAAAUAUGUACCAUGUCCGAAAAAUGAAUCUGAUCCUGCUAAAUGGUUUACUGAGGAAUUAAGGCAAUUAUCUGAAAAAAUUGAUAAUGUAUUUAAAAAUCCGAUACCAAUGAAUGCCUUAACUCCUCAAGAAAUCAGUGACUUUAAGCGAGCGACAAUAUGUCACAUUUGUCAUCAGAAAAUACCGGCAAGCGAAAAGAAAGUCCGCGAUCACUGUCACCUUACUGGCAAAUAUAGGGGUGCUGCCCAUGAAUCGUGCAAUCUAAACUACCAAGACUGUCAAACAAUUCCCGUGGUGUUCCACAACUUAAGUGGUUACGACGCCCAUUUUAUAAUUCAUGCGAUUUCUACGAGCUUUGAAGGAAAAAUUGACCUCCUCCCCAUUAACAAAGAGAAGUACAUCUCUUUUACUAAACAUGUCAAGGGGAGUGAGGUCAAAUUUCGAUUCAUUGACUCAUUGCGAUUCAUGGCAGCAUCCCUAGAAAAACUCGCAUCGUACCUAGACGAGUACAAAAUCGUCAACUCCGUUUUUGCCAGUACGGUGACAGAUCCGGAUAAAAUAAAAUUACUAACGCGUAAAGGUGUAUUCCCCUAUGAGUACUUUGACUCGAAAAGUAAGUUAGACGAAACCGAAUUGCCCCCGAUCGAGAAAUUUUAUAGUACGCUUUAUGAUGCCGGUAUUUCUGAUGACGAGUAUGCGCAUGCGCAAAAUGUAUGGACCGAGUUUGACUGUAAAAAUCUAUAUGACUAUGUCCAUUUGUAUAUGAAAACUGAUGUACUGUUACUUGCGGACGUCUUUGAAAAUUUCCGAGUAGAAUGUGUAAAAGCGUACGGGUUAGAUCCUGCCCACUACUACACAACCCCCGGUUUAACUUGGGAUGCUAUGCUCAAGUACACGAGCAUAGGAUUGCAACUUAUAACUGACAUCGAUAUGAUUAUGUUUGUUGAGUCUGGUAUUAGAGGUGGCAUUAGCCAAUGUUGCAACCGAUAUACUAAAGCAAAUAAUCCGUAUAUGGAGAAAUUUGACAAAAAUGAAGAUACAAGCUAUAUUAUGUACUUCGAUGCCAAUAAUCUAUAUGGCUGGGCAAUGGCUCAAGCGCUCCCUUAUGGCGGCUUCAAAUGGGUUGAUAAUGUCGACAACUCCUUCGAUUUUAAUGUGCCUGACGAUUCACCUGUUGGGUACAUACUCGAAGUUGACUUGGAGUAUCCUGAAAAUCUCCACGAUACUCACAAAGAUAUGCCAUUUUGCGCAGAAAAUGCGAAACCACCCCUCUCGAAACAGGAGAAAUUAUUAACAACUCUCCAACCAAAAGAAAAAUAUGUGAUCCACUACCGCACUUUAAAACAAGUUGUCGCCAACGGCAUUAAGCUUGUUAAAAUUCAUCGAAUCUUACAGUUUAAGCAAUCAACAUGGCUUAAACCAUAUAUAGACUAUAAUACGAUGAUGCGAACCAACGCCAAGAAUGAGUUCGAGAAAAAUUUGUUCAAGCUCAUGAACAAUGCGGUAUACGGUAAAACAAUGGAAAAUGUCCGUAAACAUGUCGACAUUAAGCUUGUCACCCAAUGGUUUGGCCGCUAUGGAGCUGAAGCCCUUAUUUCUCGCCCGAAUUUCCAUAGUCGAGCGAUAUUCGACGAAAAUCUGGUUGCCAUUGAACUGCGUAAAACCGAGGUACUACUCAACAAACCGAUCUAUGUGGGGUUAAGUGUGCUCGAUGUUUCCAAAACGCUUAUUUACGAUUUUCACUACGGGUAUAUGUUAAAAAAAUACGGCGACAAUUGUAAACUGAUGUAUACCGAUACAGACAGUCUAAUCUACGAAAUUAAAUGUAAAGAUGUCUACAAUGACAUGAAAAAUGACAUCCAAAAGUUCGAUACGUCAGACUAUCCCGCAAACAACGUGUACGGCAUUCCGCAAGCCAACAAAAAGAUUCUCGGUCUAAUGAAAGACGAAUGUAACGGCAAGAUCGUUACCGAAUUUGUUGGCUUGCGGAGUAAGAUGUACAGCGUACGGGUUGAAGGUAAAGACAUUAUUAAAAAAGCUAAAGGCAUUAAAUCCGGCGUUGUUAAAAAGAGUAUUCACUUUGAUGAUUAUGUAAAAUGUCUGAGAGAUUUUGACAUUCAAACUCGAACGCAAUAUAACAUUAGAUUGCGGUUACAUAAUGUCGAAACUGUAAAACAGAUAAAAGUAGCCUUAAGUCCGCAAGACGACAAACGAUAUUUGUUACCGGGGAGUACUGACACUCUACCGUGGGGACAUUAUGCGAUCUUGAAAAUCGACGAAUGA
Molecule: messenger RNA, 2511 nt
Organism: Leptopilina heterotoma
Lineage: Eukaryota; Metazoa; Arthropoda; Insecta; Hymenoptera; Figitidae
Exons: 1
Coding region: 1-2511 (836 amino acids)
Molecular function (GO): nucleic acid binding
Source: RefSeq, a predicted model, not a curated record